UUCUGCUUUUGCAGCAGAACAAUCCCACUUAUAUAAGCAAAUCAGAACAGGAUAUAUAUCUCGAUGACUUGAAGCUCUUUCAGAUCAGAUCACACAAUAUUCUUCUUCGUCUUCUUCUUUUGGUUCUUCUAUUGCUACACAAAGAGACCAAGCUUUCUCAGAACCAUCAUCAUUCUCAUUCCAGCUCCAAUCAAGGUUUAAAACACGGGUCAAGUAAUCCGCAACCCUUAAUGGGUCACCAGAGCCCGACUCCUCCGCUGCCACGUAAACACAACGAUGGGCAGUCACCGGAGUCGAGCUCAUCGGACAGUGCAGCCACCGCAAUCAGCAGAGCGAAGAAGAGCCGCUACCCUGUAGACGACGACGACGACGGCGCCGGUGAUCGUGUCGAGUGUUCCGGGAAGUACUGCCGGUCAUGCAGCGCCGGCAUGAUCGCCGAUUGCGUGGCGCUGUGCUGCUGUCCCUGCGCGCUGGUCAACCUUUUGACUCUGGUUUUCGUCAAAGUGCCGUGGAUGGUAGGGAGGAGGUGUUUGAGGUUAGGCAAGAACAAGAACAAGAUCAAGAGCCAGGGGCAGACACGGAAGUCGAAGCAAAAGUGCAAGAGUAAGAAGAAGACGAAGCAUUGUGGUCAGAUGAGUGGUAGUAGUAGUCACCGGCAGAGGCGGUGCGCGGUGGAGGAGGAGUUGCCGGCGGAGAUAGCGUGCUAUGCGUUCGGGUUUGAUGAUCGGGAGGAGGAGAAGGAGGAAGAGGAGGACUGUGUGAGUAGUGCAGAGAGGGUAUGGUUGGAAUUGUACCAGGUAGGGCACUUGGGUUUUGGGAGGGUUUCGUUUAGUGGUGGGGGUGUUCAGGCUGUGCAGGGAAAGUCCAAUUAGGGGACAUGAA
Argentina anserina (silverweed cinquefoil) is the source of this 882-nucleotide messenger RNA. RefSeq lists its product as uncharacterized. The transcript is spliced from 2 exons. Lineage: Eukaryota; Viridiplantae; Streptophyta; Magnoliopsida; Rosales; Rosaceae. The record is from RefSeq and is a predicted model, not a curated record. Bases 231 to 872 code for a protein of 213 amino acids.